AACCAUUUGUUUACAAUUUGUUAAAAUGUGGCUUCGCCGGCUCCUCGAUCUUCCCCGGCUUGUUCGUCAUGCCCACUACCAGCAUGGACUAUUGCCACGUCAAAUAAUGGUCCAUCCGGACAUCCAGGCCGCCCUGAAACAUAAUCAACCAAUAGUGGCUUUAGAAUCGACAAUUAUUACACAUGGUAUGCCCAUGCCGCAAAAUGUUGAAACUGCUUUGCAGGUUGAGGAGGAAGUUCGUCAAGCAGGUGCCAUACCAGCAACUAUAGGAAUAUUAGAUGGUUGCAUUCGUGUGGGACUGACAGGGGAGGAGCUGAAGGAAUUGGCCCGCAAGCCACGGGAAGAGGUCAUCAAAUGCUCUCGUCGGGAUUUGCCCUAUGUGGUGGCAUCACGCAAAAGUGGAGGAACUACUGUGGCCGCCACUAUGCUUUUGGCUCACCAAGUGGGGAUUGAUGUCUUUGCCACUGGCGGCAUAGGUGGAGUUCAUCGAGAGGGUCACAUCACCAUGGAUGUAUCGGCGGACCUCGUUGAACUGGGAAGAACUCCAGUGGCCGUGAUAUGCAGUGGCAUCAAGUCGAUUUUGGAUAUACCCAGGACAUUGGAGUAUCUGGAAACCCAAGGGGUAUGUGUCGCCAGUUUUGAAAGUCCUCAACGUAUGUUUCCCGAUUUUUUUACCCGUGACAGUCAAUGCCAAGUGCCAUACAAUUUGAAUACCAUACAAGAGGCUGCCAAAUUGUUGAGAUCUUGGAAGGAGCUGAAUUUGAAAUCUGGGGCUUUAAUAGGUGUACCGAUACCGCAUAAAUUUGCGGCGAAUAAGAAGGAGAUCGAUCAAGCCAUCAUCGACGCUAAUCAAAAGGCAUUGGAAAACGGAAUCAAAGGUAAAGACGUGACUCCAUUUCUUCUGAAGGCCAUCACUGAAAUUACAAAGGGCAGGAGUCUAGAGUCAAAUAUGGCGUUGAUUAGGAACAACGCCAGAGUAGCAGGACAAAUAGCGAAGGAAAUGAAGACACCUAAACAGGAAAGUUUUUCAUCAUCAUCAUCAGCGAAGUCGUCAGUUGCGUCUCCUUUGGUAAUUGGAGCCUCCAUAUUGGAUUUAUCGUUCCAAUAUAAGAGCUCGGACCGUGAGUUGAACUUGGAUGGUGGCACCUAUAAGGCCACUAGCCAAUUGACAGCUGGUGGAGUGGGCCGCAAUAUAGCCGAAGGUCUCUACAAACUUCAUGGACAAGUAAAUCUUAUAUCUGCAAUAGGACGAGACAAAUUGGGCCAAAGUCUGUGCCAGUUAAUGCCAAAGGAAAUGCAAAACCAUCUGAUACUCGAUGAAAAUCAAGCGACAUCUUUGUGUUCACUAGUUUUUGAUAAAUCCGGCGACUGUAAACUGAUUCUGGGGAAUAUGGAUAUACAUUCGAUAAGCAUUAAUCCCGAACUCCUGCUACAGCAAUCGCAACUUUUCGCUCAGGCUCCGCUGGUUAUAAUGGAUAGCAAUAUCUCUGUUGAGUCUAUGGAAACGGUUCUUCGCCUGGCAGCGAAAUACAACUUACCGGUUUUCUUUGAGCCUACCGAUAUGUUUAUAGCUGGCAAACCGUUCACCUUAUCCCCCCAGCUGACCCAGCAUAUACGCCUCAUCAAGCCCAAUCUGAAAGAGCUGCAAACAAUAGUGGAAACCAUCACAGGGGAGAAAGUGUCACCAUCUGCAACCCUUCCGGCAGCUAAUGAGCGCUCUCAACUUCUGUCGGCCACAAAAGAAUUGGUUAAGAAAAUCGAUCGACACUUUAAUUGCAUCAUUUCCACGUUGGGAGAUCACGGCGUUUUAUUGAGUUAUCGGUCGGAUGCAUCUCAAAAUGUCGAAGCUUUACUGGACGUAAGUCCUCCGGCAAAGCAUAUAACACGGUUCUUUGAAGCUCCUUUGGUUGAGAAUAUUAGAAAUGUUUCCGGUGCUGGUGACAGUUUCUGUGCUGGCUUUAUAACCUCGCUCUUGAGGCGUCAUAAGGUGGAGGAAUGCGUGGCUGCUGGUUUCGUGGCUGCAGGAAGGGCUUUGCAAUCGGACUCGGCAGUGCCGGAGACUUAUUUUAAAUGUCCUGAGGAAUUUGAAUUGCGCUACAAGGAAACGCUCAAGACCUUGCAACGCCAGACUAUUGGCUAACAACAACAACAACAAGAAAAGGAAAAAAUACUUUGCAUUUUAGUUAAAAACAAAUUGUUGGUUGUUAUUGAAUGUACAAAGAAAUUUCUAUUUAAUAGGCCCACCUGGAAGAAGAAAUUGUACAAAUUUGUAAAACAAAAUGAUAUUAAACUGGCAAUUGGCAAAAACUUA
Messenger RNA from Drosophila willistoni, 2311 nucleotides. Its product is annotated as pseudouridine-metabolizing bifunctional protein C1861.05. Gene Ontology annotation, molecular function: pseudouridylate synthase activity; kinase activity. The transcript has a single exon. Bases 26 to 2140 code for a protein of 704 amino acids. Lineage: Eukaryota; Metazoa; Arthropoda; Insecta; Diptera; Drosophilidae. The record is from RefSeq and is a predicted model, not a curated record.